Rotaria sp. Silwood1 is the source of this 834-nucleotide messenger RNA. The record is from the annotation of a GenBank genome assembly. Lineage: Eukaryota; Metazoa; Rotifera; Eurotatoria; Philodinida; Philodinidae.
AUGUCGGCACUCAGCAGUGAGAAACACUUACUGCAUACUACAGACUACAAUACUAGUUUCAAUACGAAUUUGUAUCUCAAAGGCGUCUAUUCCGGUGUUGAUAUUGAUCCAAAUAAAACGCCAUUUGCGGCUUUUUUCCUUGAGAAUACCGUUCAAAUUUUGCACGAUGAACAAAAACGUUUAGGCAAUGAGAAAGCACUCGAGUUCGGUGGUGGACCAAGUCUAUGGCCGUCAUUUCUUCUCGCUCAAUAUGUUGAUUCGAUUCGAUUUUGUUACUAUACACAAGCCAAUCUCGAUGUUGUCACCGAUUGGAUUGAAAAGAAACCGAAUGCUUUUGAUUGGACGAGAUUUUUCGAAUGGGUUCUUGAUAUUGUUGGAAAUCCAAAAGAAAAGCGUAUCGAAUGGGAAUCACGACUUCGAAAUGCUCUGAAUCAAGGCGGUUUGUCGACAUGCAAUGUUAACGACCCCCAUUGUCCAAUAUUGAGUGGAAAAGCCAAUGAUUAUGACAUUAUCUUUAGUAGUCUUUGCUUGGAAGCUGCCUGUUUAACGAUUGAAAUUUUCGAUGAAACAAUAAAACGACUUGUUCGUCUACUGAAACCAGGUGGUCUACUUUUACUUGCCAUGGUUCGAAAUAAUUCAUAUUAUUAUGUCAAUGGAGAAAAAUUUUUCUGCUUACCACUUGACGAAAAAAAAGUCGAAAAGGCUUUGCGUGCCACGGGCGAACUUGUUGAUAUUCAUAUUGAUAGUUGGAAUGCGACAAUUGAUGAUAAACAACGCAAUACAAUAUCCGAAUUGGAUGGAAAAAUGGUAAUACGCGCACACAAAACUAUUUAA